AUGUACUACCCGGUGGAUUCUCACAAAGAUUCGGCUGAUCUUGAUUUCUUAUGUGCUCUUCCCGAGUUUGAAGCCUCUUUGCCGCCUCAUAGUCAUGAUUUUCAGGGAGGGAAUCUAUUGGAAAAUCAUUCCUUGGAUUCUUCUGGUCCCUCGGCGUCUGGCAGUGCAUCCUCCUCUCCCGGGGACUCGUCUUCAAGUGACAACAGCGGGAGCGGGAAUUCCUCGUCGUCAUCAUCCCCUGACCCCUCGACACGCAAUGCAGCAGCUAGGGAAAUGGGAGCUUCAUCGCCCUCGUCACCUAUUAUAGAGGCAGCAGCUACUUUUCGUAGCCAUUCCAGCUCCAGCUCCUUGUCAACGAGCCCUUCUUCAUCGAGGGAAUCCAGCAAUUCUAGUUCCUCACAUGAGCUGGGUUUGAGCUAG
This is a messenger RNA of Linum trigynum, 420 nucleotides long. The record is from the annotation of a GenBank genome assembly. NCBI's taxonomy places the organism in Eukaryota, Viridiplantae, Streptophyta, Magnoliopsida, Malpighiales, Linaceae.